Salvelinus fontinalis (brook trout) is the source of this 2726-nucleotide messenger RNA. RefSeq lists its product as uncharacterized. Bases 1 to 2694 code for a protein of 897 amino acids. The record is from RefSeq and is a predicted model, not a curated record. Gene Ontology annotation, biological process: intracellular signal transduction; protein phosphorylation. The transcript has 13 exons. Gene Ontology annotation, molecular function: ATP binding; protein serine/threonine kinase activity. Gene Ontology annotation, cellular component: cytoplasm. NCBI's taxonomy places the organism in Eukaryota, Metazoa, Chordata, Actinopteri, Salmoniformes, Salmonidae.
AUGCCAUCAGCAACAAAGGCAGAGUAUGUGGAGGGUGGAGGUGUGGUGGGUGAGGGGGAGUGUGGUGGCAUUGUGAGCCAGUUGGAGGCCUCUGGGCUGGGUAGAGAGCGACAUGCCCACUCCUGUCUAAAGGUCCCCAGGGAGCUUCUGAGGAGCUUCCCUCACUCCAAACGGGUGGGCUCCUAUCUGGUGGGGAAGAUGAUCAACAAGGGCUCCUUCGCUAAGGUCAUGGAGGGGCUACACAUCAGCACAGGAGAGAAGGUGGCCAUCAAGGUGAUUGAUAAGAAGAAGGCGAGGCAGGACUCCUACGUUCUAAAGAAUAUGAAGAGAGAACCUCGUAUUCACCAGAUGGUCAGACAUCCUCAUAUAGUAGUUCUACUGGAGACCCUGGAGACAGAGAACAGUUACUACAUGGCGAUGGAGCUGUGUGCUGGAGGAGACCUGAUGGACCGAAUCUGUGAGAAGAAACGUCUGGAGGAGAGAGAGGUCAGGAGAUAUACACGCCAGAUCCUCUCUGCUGUGGAACACCUACACACACACGGCAUCAUACACAGGGAUCUGAAGAUUGAGAACUUCCUCCUGGAUGAACACAACAACAUCAAGAUUGUUGAUUUCGGUCUCAGCAACACUCUGAAGGUAGAGAGAGAGUCUGCUGAGCUGCUGAACACCCAGUGUGGAAGCCCAGCCUAUGCCGCGCCCGAGCUGCUCGCCCACAGCAAGUAUGGACCCAAGGUCGACGUCUGGUCCGUGGGGGUCAGUAUGUUUGCUAUGCUGACUGGGACGUUGCCUUUCACUGUUGAGCCGUUCAACAUCAAACAGCUGCAUCAGAAGAUGGUCAAUGGAGAGAUAGGAACCAUACCCAAUGAUAUCAGCAAAGGUGCGGUAGGUUUCGUCCUGUCCCUGUUGGAACCAGAGCCUUCUAAACGGCCGACAAUCAGAUCAGCUAUGGAGGAGAAAUGGAUCAAUGAGGGCUACACCAGAAAACCUUUACACACACUGUCACACAGGAACAGGCUGCGUCCUGAGGAUCUGAACCAAUCGGUGCUGUCCUACAUGACAGAGUCUCUGGGUUACAGUCUGAGUGACGUCACCACCAUGCUGACCAAUAACAGGCCUUCUGCCAUCCUGGCCUCCUAUCAGCUGCUGCUCAGCAAACUGACCCGCGGAGAGAAAGGGGCCAGAGGCAUCAAGACUGAGCCAGCCAAUGAGAAGGUCUCUAAGCAGUCCAGCCGGCCCCCGAGGAGCCAACCACAGUCCACAGAGGAGGAAUGUCUCAGCAACAAGAAGAGACAGGAAGACCCUCCCACAGAGACCCGCCCCUCUUCCACCUCUCUCCCCCCUUGCCUCCCUUCCCUUUGCCCCACGCCCCUCGUUGAUGAAGAGGUCGCCAUCACACUGUUUCCUGAAGUCUCUGUGUUCCAGUCUCUGUGUUGUGUUCCAGUCUCUGUGUUCCAGUCUCUGUGUUGUUUUCUGUGUUAUGUGUUCCGGUCUCUGUGUUAUGUGUUCCAGUCUCUGUGUUAUGUGUUCCGGUCUCUGUGUUCUGUGUUCCAGUCUCUGUGUUAUUGUUCCAGUCUCUGUGUUCUGUGUUCCAGUCUCUGUGUUCUGUGUUCCAGUCUCUCUGUUCCGUGUUCCAGUCUCUGUGUUCUGUGUUCCAGUCUCUGUGUUCUGUGUUCCAGUCUCUGUGUUCUGUGUUCCAGUCUCUGUGUUCUGUGUUCCAGUCUCUGUGUUCUGUGUUCCAGUCUCUGUGUUCUGUGUUCCAGUCUCUCUGUUCUGUGUUCCAGUCUCUGUGUUCCAGUCUCUGUGUUCUGUGUUCCAGUCUCUCUGUUCUGUGUUCCAGUCUCUCUGUUCUGUGUUCCAGUCUCUCUGUUCUGUGUUCCAGUCUCUCUGUUCUGUGUUCCAGUCUCUCUGUUCUGUGUUCUAGUCUCUUUUCCAGUCUCUUUGUUCUGUGUUCCAGUCUCUGUGUUCGGGGACAGAGAGCUGGUCCAUCUCACACCUCCUAAAAGCUCUGCCUCCAAGCUGUGUGACUCCGCCCCCCUGCCACGCCUGUUGGAACCAACUAGAGAAGGCCAGGUCCGUCCAGUCCGUCCACCACACGCGCUCAGAACCGCACACUCCGAUGGGGCGGAACUCGACAACAGCCACCUCCACGACGACCACGACGGUUGUCACGAUGACCACGUUCACCAUCGCCGCCACGGCAACAAUGACCGGCUAAAGAAGCUGCAGACGUUCUACUCCUCGGAGACGAAGGGCGGAGUGUCUAUAUCUCCCAGAAUGACCCUGGAGACCACGGAGGCUCGCCCCUCGGACAGAGAACACCUGGCAGGUGCCAUGGAAACAGGCCAAACUGCCCCGCUACGGAAUGCUGGGCUGAAGGAGGGAGGUGGGGGAGGAAGGGGGAGGAAGGUCACAUGGGUGGGCCACAUGGUACGGCCGCAGGGCACCAUAGGGCUACUGGUCAAUGGGUCCAAACCCCCGGCCUUCCCCUCCCAUAGACAGCAUGCUCUUGUCAUCAAGAGCCUUCGCCAGGAGAGGGGGAGGAGAGGAGGAGCAGAAGGAGGAGGAGGAGGAGCAGGAGGAGGAGGAGGAGGAAGAGUGAAGCGUAACUCGGUUCAGCUGCGUCAGUCCUUACAGCGUCGAGUAGCUGACCUGAACCUCCCUCUGCUCCCAGCAGCCCCGCAGAGACCCCACUGACCUAAGACCCUAACCCUACUGACCCUAACCCU